AUGCGGAAACAUUGGGCUGCUAAACUUGAUGAUGCAUUAUGGGCUUACAGGACAGCAUUCAAGACCCCUAUAUGCACCACCCCUUAUCGUCUUGUUUAUGGGAAAUCGUGUCAUCUUCCUGUUGAGUUAGAGCAUCGUGCAUUCUGGGCUAUUAAAAGCCUUAAUUCGACUCUCAAACGAUGGCUAUUUCCUGGUAAACUUCGUUCCCGGUGGUCAGGUCCAUUCAAAGUUUGUAAGGAUUUUCCUUAUGGUUCAAUGGAGCUUUGGAAUCGCCAAGAUGGCACUUUCAAGGUAAAUGGCCACAUAUUGAAGCACUAUCGAGCUGGUGCUCCUAUUGCUGAGAGAGUUGACAUCAUACUCUCCAUUCCUUCAUUUGAGUGA
Messenger RNA from Beta vulgaris subsp. vulgaris (sugar beet), 381 nucleotides. RefSeq lists its product as uncharacterized. The transcript has 2 exons. Lineage: Eukaryota; Viridiplantae; Streptophyta; Magnoliopsida; Caryophyllales; Amaranthaceae. Gene Ontology annotation, molecular function: nucleic acid binding. The coding region runs from base 1 to 381 and encodes 126 amino acids. The record is from RefSeq and is a predicted model, not a curated record.